Messenger RNA from Paramecium primaurelia, 2137 nucleotides. The record is from the annotation of a GenBank genome assembly. NCBI's taxonomy places the organism in Eukaryota, Ciliophora, Oligohymenophorea, Peniculida, Parameciidae.
AUGCAAUAAUAAAUGAUCCAUCAAUAGAAUAUUGUCGAUCUUACAAAUUAAGGUAUUCAAAAAAGUUUUAAUCCUUAGGAUUAUAUGUUUAAUUAGAAGAAUAUAUACGAACAAAUCAAAUAGUAUAAUAAAGUUACUCUUAAGCCUUUUUAGAAUGUAUACAAAAUACAAGAGAUAGUGAGGAUCAUUUUUAAUGUAUCCAAUAAAUUUUAAAGUAUAUAUGUUUUAACUUUAAGACAAUCAAUUGAUUUUAAUUAUAAGGACAAUUAAGGUAAUACAGCUAUUGUUUAUGCAGCCAGAACAGCUAAGAUAAGUAUUUUAAAUGAAAUAAUCAAAUAUAAAGAGAAAAUAGAAACCAAAUAAAUUAUGAUUGCACUUGAUAUUGCAAUCUAAUCUGAAUAAGAUAAUUGGGAUAUAGUUGAAACUCUCUUAUAAAUUACAUCUCUUGAUAAACCAUAACAUUUAAUUAAAUCAUUAAAAAAAGGCAAUUAUAAGACAGCUUCAAAAAUAAUAGAAAAAUAUGGAGUUUCUGGUUCAGAUGAAAAUGGUGACACAGUUUUACAUGUGGCUUCUCGUAAAGGAGAAUUAAAUAUAAUUAAAUAAAUCUGUCAAAAGGAAUUUCUAUUUCAAAAGAAAAAUAAAUAAAAUUAAAUUCCUCUUGAUGUUGCUGGUAAUUAAAAGAUUAAAGAUUUAUUAAUUUUUGAAUAGAGUCAAUUUACAAAAUCUCCAAAUAGAAAAAAGCAAUAAGAAGAAUAAUAAGAUGUUAUUUAGAAAAUUGGAAAAUAAGAUGAUGAAGUUGAUAUUCUACCAAAAAUUAUAAAAAUUAUAUUGAAUAGAGAAUAAGUGACUUAAACUGAGAUAAAGGAAAAAAAAGAAAUAGAAGUUUAGAUUCCAGAGAAAAUAUAAAUAAAUUAACCAUUCUAUAAUUAAUUGAUUAGUGAAUCCAAAUAUACAUUUCCAUAACAUAAAAUUAGUUUAGAUGAUAUUGUUAAGUACACAAAUUAGGAUGAUUAAUAGGCAACUUACUUUUGAAAUUAAUACAUUUACAUAAGAAUUAAGUAAAUAUUUAGAUGAGUAGAUACCAAUAAUUGAUAAAAUAGUUUAGUUAGUAGAUGAAGUAAUUAUAAUUAUUCUAUUUUUUAGACUGUUCAAAAUGUUUAGUUUAAUUCUCAUGCUUUUUUGUAUGGAUCAUGUCAAACAGGAUUAAAUUUGUUAGAUUCUGAUAUAGACAUAGUUAUUGAAACUAUAGAAUAAGAAGAAAUUAUUUUAUUAUUCAAACUAGCAGAUUAAUUUAAAGUAUCAUAGAAUUUAGUUUUAGAUGACAAGUUUUAUUAAGGAUGUAAAAGUAAUUGAAAAUGCAAAGAAACCAGUGUUGAAAAUGUAAUGUUCAAAAGAAUAUUAAGAAAAAUUAAUUGAUAUUACAAUAAGUAGAAAUGAUCAUUAAGGAAGAAAGACAGCUAAUUCAAUGAUUGAAUUUCAAAAAGAAUUUAAAUAAUUUAAGAGUUUAGCUUUAAUACUUAAAUUUUAUUUUAAAUCUAUAAAUUUACUUAAUUCAUACUAAGUAAUCAAUAUUUUAAUAAGGGUGGUUUGAAUAGUUAUUGUCUCUUGACUAUGAUUUUAGCUUUAUUGUAAAUUAAAAGAAUUAGAGAUAAUGAAAAUGAAGAAAUUGGUAAAACAUUUUUAGAUUUCUUUGAUCUAUAUAGUUAAGACAUAGAUUAUUAUAAUAAAAUAAUCAAUAUAGUACCAUCCUAAUCAGAAAAUAUAUAAAUAGAUGAACCAAAUAUUUAUUAAUAAUAAUAUUUUUAGUUGUAAUAAGUUUAAUUAUAAAUUAGUGAUUAAGGAUAUUAAGAAUUAAUAAUAUUGGAUCUUCAUAAUAAAAGUAAUAAUAUAGCUAGUAGUACUUUCAAAAUAAAAAAUAUUAAAGUAUUUUAUAUUAUAUAUAAAAUAGAAUGCUCUUUGUUUUGGAUAUAGUGCAAUUUUGAAUGCAAAGAAAUGUGAAUAACCUUGCUUCUUUUCUGGAUAUAAUAAACCAGUUUGUUGUAUUUUAAAAUAAAUGAUUUAAUAAUCUAAAAAUAAUCAUUUGAAUAGUCAAUUAAAAAGUAAAUAACCUUUUUAUUUAUUUAAUAAUACUUAUUGA